CCCAGUUUUGCGACGGCUGUCACAGGCAGUACUUUUGGUAAAUUCAGUGGCUCUACACCGCACUAGCUGAGGGGUACAGGCACACGCUGCUGCUUUACAACCCAGUGGCAAGAACCAGGUCGUGACGGUAGCACUACAACUGCGCCUGAUCGAACUCCUUCGCCCUCUUGAACAUCAAAACGUCCAUAUCAUCACCUCUCACAAUUCAACAGGUUGAACCCUGCAUCGCACUUCCUACCUUACCUAUGUAAUCCCCUAGUGACGGCCUUGCUGUCACCGUCCUGCACAUGCACCCACCAGAAUACCUGCCUUCUGCAGCCUCCGUCGACGAUGCCAUUGUUUCACCAUCUCACACCCUCGCGUCUUCCAUCAUGGCGGUCACCACUACGUCUCUUGUCUUCAGCAUAGCCACAGCACCGUCGACCGUGUUACAGACCUCCUAUCUCCCUCUUAUGUCUCCAUCUUCCUCCUCGGUCGCGUCGGCGGCACUAUCCAACAAGGAAAAUACCGGCGAGUGCAAGUUACUGGGUCCAUUUGCGAUACUGGUACAAGGGGCGCUGGGAGCCCUUGCAUUAUCAUCAUUGGUGUACAAGAGAUGGAGGGAGAGGCCGCAACGGCCACUCAAAGUUUGGUGGUUUGAUGUCUCGAAGCAGGUGGUGGGAUCGAUCUUGCUGCACCUGGCAAAUCUUGUCAUGUCCCUCUUUUCCUCGGGACAAAUAGAACCAUACCUCGCAAAGACGGAUGCACUCGCAACAACCCUCGGGGCGGCCACGACGACAGAGGCCUACCAGCCUAAUCCGUGUUCUUUCUACCUUCUCAACCUGGCCAUUGACACGACCCUUGGCAUUCCGAUUCUCAUAGGCAUCUUGAAGGUGCUCACGAUAGUCGCCAGCUACACUUACCUGGCCAAUCCUCCCGAAUCCAUCAUGUCCGGCCAUUAUGGCACACCGCCCAAGGCGACGUGGUGGCUCAAGCAGUGCUUGAUUUAUUUCCUCGGUCUUCUUGGCAUGAAGACUUGCGUCUUUAUCAUUUUCCAGCUCUGUCCAUGGCUGGAACGCGUGGGGGACUGGGCGCUUCGCUGGACAGAAGGGAAUGAAGCGAUUCAGAUUGCUUUUGUCAUGCUCAUUUUUCCCUUGAUUAUGAAUGCACUGCAGUAUUAUAUCAUCGACACGUUCAUCAAGGAGAAGAGUCCCAGGGACGAGCAUGACCAUGAAGAGGGUCAUGACGACCGCGAGGAACACCAUGGCUUACUGGCGGAAGAGAACGCAGACCAUGGCGCCACUAUUGAGGAGGACGAGGUUUGCAAGGGAGAUGUUGUCGCCGGCUCGAAAUCGAAGUUCCCUCUGGCGAGCGUGUCGUUUGAUGCGGACAAAGAUGAUGAUGUCGAGCCCCCUCCACAAGGUGAAGCCAGCAGUCUUGCAGACCAUGCAGAGGAAGAGGCGGUGGAACAUCGUCCUCGAGUCUGACUGUAUUCCUUGACGUAUCUACGUGCAUGAAUUGAAAUUUUUACUCUCUG
Molecule: messenger RNA, 1516 nt
Organism: Exophiala dermatitidis NIH/UT8656
Lineage: Eukaryota; Fungi; Ascomycota; Eurotiomycetes; Chaetothyriales; Herpotrichiellaceae
Exons: 1
Coding region: 288-1466 (392 amino acids)
Cellular component (GO): membrane
Source: RefSeq, a predicted model, not a curated record